Messenger RNA from Desarmillaria tabescens, 1515 nucleotides. Its product is annotated as cytochrome P450. Bases 1 to 1515 code for a protein of 504 amino acids. Lineage: Eukaryota; Fungi; Basidiomycota; Agaricomycetes; Agaricales; Physalacriaceae. The transcript has 12 exons. The record is from RefSeq and is a predicted model, not a curated record. Gene Ontology annotation, molecular function: heme binding; monooxygenase activity; iron ion binding.
AUGUAUUCAACUACUCCUCUGUUCCUCUCUCUUGCGAUAGCGGUGUUCCUAUUAUACCGUCGCUUCCGCCUCUCUCGAUCCUCGCCUUUGCCUCCCGGUCCAAAAGGUCUUCCCCUCAUCGGUAACCUAUGGGACAUCCCCGUCGACCAUCCAUGGCUCACCUUUGCGAAGUGGUCAUCCACCUACGGCGAUAUCUUGUAUCUGAGCUCUCCAGGUAAUCAGACGAUCGUCCUCAACUCCGCAGAAGCAGUUACGGAGUUGCUUGAAAAGCGCUCAGGAAACUACUCUGAUAGACCAGAUUUCAAUAUGCUGCAUCUAUCGGGAUGGGGCUUCAGCCUGGGUUUCAUGAGAUAUUCUAACUGGUGGAGAACGCACCGAAGAAUGUUUCACCAAUAUUUCCAGCCUCGCGCUGUUCCAGCUUAUUAUCUUGUGCAGCUGAAGGCUACGUCGGUACUACUACGACAACUUAUCAAAUCACCUAGUGAGACUUUUCAUCACAUCCGUCAUCACGCUGGCUCAAUUAUAAUGAAGAUCGUCUACGAUUACGACGUAGACCCGGAUGGCGACGUGUUUGUGCGGUUGGCGGAUCAGAGCAACGAGGCACUUCGUAUUGGCGGGACAGAAGGUACCUUCCUCGUCGACUAUCUUCCCAUUUUGAGCCGUGUACCCGAUUGGUUUCCUGGUGCGAAAUUCAGGAAGCUUGCGAAGACGUGGAUGAAAGAUGCUCGAGCCAUGAUAGAAGAGCCCUUCGCGUAUGCUUCAGAGUCGAUUGCGAAUGGCAAUGAGGCACUUUCCUUUGUUUCUGAGAAUCUCAGGAAGAUGAAAGAGACCGAACUUUCUGACAACUCGGAGACUUCCUUAGAAAUCAUCAAGAACGCCGCAGGAGUAGCCUUUACUGGGGGUGCCGAUACUACGGUCUCGACUGUUCUUUCAGCGAUCUUGGCCUUUAUGCUUUAUCCCGAAGUACAAGCCAAGGCUCAAGCAGAGUUGGAUGCAGUGGUGGGCGGAUUUCGCUUGCCAAAUUUUGAUGAUCAUCCACAGCUUCCCUAUAUUGACGCGGUCCUAUCUGAAGCGCUCAGAUGGAAUCCUGUUUUCCCCCUGAGUAUCCCCCAUCGUAGUGUGACAGAUGAUGUAUACAAAGGGUAUUAUAUUCCUGGCGGUAAGUCUCGGGCAGUGCUCCACAAUGAGAAGGACUAUCCAAACCCUACAAUAUUCGAUCCUGAACGUUUCAUGAAGAAAGAAGGCAAAGAACUUCCUCCUGAUCCAAUGGCUGCGUUCGGUUAUGGCAGACGCGUCUGCCCCGGUCGGUACCUCGCUUUGAAUACUGCCUGGAUCGCCAUCGCAUCCAUUGCAUCAACACUCUCUGUUUCAAAGGCUGUCGAUUCCGAUGGUCGUGUCAUUGAACCAAGCGACAAGUUUACUGGCGGAUUCAUGAGCUCCCCUCUCCCUUUCAAAUGCAUGGUCAUGGCGCGUUCUGUACAGGCCCAAGCAUUGAUAGAUUCGAGCAGAAAAUAG